AUGGGCGGUGCUGAGAAAGUUCGCAGUUCGAAUCCAGCGCAACACAGACGCCAGAGGAGGAUGUGUAAGUGCGGAAUGGUGGAUGAGGAGAAUUCCAAUUUCUUCACGGGUACUGUGACUUUGCAACCGGACCAGUUCAAUGUGAAAUUGAACAUGACAUAUGAUGUCGGGAAAGACGUUCAUAUAAGGAUGUGGAUACCUAGAACGGACCGAAAGCUGAAAGUCAGAUACGCAGACAUAGACAUGAACCCGCUCCCCACAGGACCAGAUACAGUGAAUGGCGCAGCAGUUCGAGCUACUAUUUUCGGUGGCACUCCAGGAGCUAAUCUAUCAAUAGACAUUUGGGACUGUGAAGGUGGUGAGGUCAAGCUGUACGAUGCAAAGCAAUGGCAACAAAUGACAAUGCUGGUGACACCUUCUUUGUACCGUUUUUCUGUGCAGAGAACAGUACGACAACGGCUCAGUGUGCAGCUGGAACACAGAGCAAGUACCAUGUUCAGUUCACGUCUUCUGAUGGGCUCUCGGAGAUGCGCUCGUUUGUAUGCACCAAAAGUAGCAACGAUUACGCAGCCAACUGCCGUCAAACGAACAGCAAGGGAGACUUCGAGUGCAGCCAAGCGCUCAAGCCAUUUUACAGAGGACCAUCUGGCAAGCUGCGGGACUGCUCUGACAGAGGACAUCUCUUCUAUGACGACUCUAAACGCACCUACAUUUGUGAAUGCGAUCCUGGAUUUACUGGAGAAUCUUGCGAAACAG
Molecule: messenger RNA, 756 nt
Organism: Ostertagia ostertagi
Lineage: Eukaryota; Metazoa; Nematoda; Chromadorea; Rhabditida; Trichostrongylidae
Source: the annotation of a GenBank genome assembly